CCUCCAGCCUGCCUGCCUGUGUGUUUAGCUUGGAGUAUUGUCGGAGUAGAAGUCAAAACCCUGCCACAGUUUCCUGCCAACACUGGUAAGUGUAGCUUGUCCAUACCUGUCGUUUGUUUUCACUAGCAUCAGCUGAUUCAGAGCUGGUUGGAUCACAGUUGUGGCAAUUGUGUUUGCUUUCUGAAACCCGGGAUUGACACCUAUGGUGUUGGUUAUUCCAGUGCUCCAGCAACGCCAGUGCUGAGGCCUCGGUCUAUCUCUACUCUCUCUGGCUGACUGGCUGGCUGGCUGCUUUGCUGCCUGGGAGUAUUGGCAAUCCUAGUGCCCCACGCUGGUAACACGUUGGUGCUGGUGUGGAAAGGCCUCCAGUAGUCUUCAUUUCCGCUCUACUGCUUGCCCGCUUGGCUGGCUGGCUGGCUGGCUGGCUAGCUGGCUCACAGGGUUGGACUAAAAGGACUAAACCUCUGGCGUUGUUGUGUGUGCUGCCUAGUGCCUAAGACAGGGCAUCUGCCCAGAGCAUCCAGGAAACCAGGAGGGCACCUCAGCGAUGGAUCUGACGCUGUGGCAGUACCAGUUCCGCAUCAUCAUGCUGGGCGACUCCACGGUGGGCAAGUCCUCCAUGCUGAAGCGCUACACGGAGGACGUCUUCAUGGAGUGCCUCAACCAGACGGUGGGCGUGGACUUCUACGUCCACUUCCUGGAGGUGGAGCCUGGCGUCCGGGUCAAGCUGCAGUUCUGGGACACGGCCGGGCAGGAGCGGUUCAGGUCCGUGACCCGCUCCUACUACCGUAACUCGGUGGGUGGCCUGCUGGUAUUCGACCUGGCUAAACGGGCCACCUUCGAGCACAUCCAGGAGUGGCACCAGGAGGUGCGCGAACAUGUGCAGCCCCACCCCGCCCUCCUGGUGCUGGUGGGUCACAAGAGCGACUGUGACGAGUCCGACCAGCGCGCCGUCUCCCGGGAGGAGGCCGAGAAUCUGGCGGGCAGGCUGGGCAUGCCCUACGUGGAGGCCUCGUCCAAGACGGGAGACAACAUCGCCGCCGCCUUCGAGCUGGUGACGCGUCGCAUCUACCAGGGCCUGCUGAGCGGCGAGGUGGAGAUCCGCGACGGCUGGGACGGGGUCAAGAGUUCGGCGCCCCGGCAACAGCCCUCGCAGCUGGCUCGCACGGCAUCGGCGGAGAGAGAGGAGAAGAAGUGUGCCUGCUAGGAUGCUGGAGCAAAGAUGGUUGACGUGGAUGGAUAUGGCAAGAUGGUUUUAUGGCUUUUUACAUCAGGCCUAAGGGAGAGAAGUGGAGAUCACUUCCAGGAAAGUGAUGUUUGCCUGUUAGGCUUGAAACUGACUGGCCACAUCGGGAGAAAGAGCUUGCAGGUGGCUGUGCCAAAAAUGAAAAGGAAAAAAUAAUUUCAAAUGGGACAAUUCAGACCAAAAACUGGAAGAAUAAUUGCUAUCCCUUGCCACCCUGGGAGAGAUGGACAGACCUGUACUGUUUACUUGUUUUGUAUGUCUGCAAGAACUUUCCAGGGGAAAAAAAAAACUUAAGGGAUAAAACUUAGCUUGAAGAUUGACGUUCAGGUUAAUAGGGUCAAGUUCAAGGUGACUAACUCCUAAAUAGAGGGUGGGAUUUGUGCCAGCUCAGCAGGGAAGCUGAAAGGAGGGAACAAAGGGGUCAGUUGUACUGGGCACAGGUUUCCUGGUGAACCAGUAGCCUGUAAUUAACAGGUUUGUGUAGCCCAGCCCCCUGGGCGUCAACACAUAGCUUCUGGUUCACCAGGAAAGGGCACAGGGACAGGGGAGCACAGAAUUGGGUUCUCAUUGCAUUAUACAGUAUGUAGUUGUGGCCCUUUCACAUGACUCUGCCCCAGGUCAUUUCAAAUCUGUCAGCGACCCUGCUGCUCAGCACUACUUGUUUACAGUACGUAACAGGGACAGCAGUCUUAUGAAUGAUUAUGUAGCACUAAAGACCAAAGAGCUUUUUGUAUUGCUGGGAGCAGGAGUUAAACUGUAUGAAAGCUACUUCUCAAACUUACAAGUAAACGUGGUGAAUAAGACAAAACAACAUGUUAUUUCAUUGAAACUUUUUAUUUAUUUAUUUAUGGAAAACAAAAAUCAAACACAGGUUAUACUGAAACAUUGUGACAAAGUCAAAAAAUGUAAUCAAAUGUCGAAAAAAAAGCAAUCUUCCCCAUUUGAACCCCGUUCCAGUGCAUUGCCCUGUCUCACUCACACACCCAUACACGCAGUCUCUCACACACAGAAAACCAAGUGGUGAUACAGGCAAGGCCCCCUCCCUCUUCUAACAAUUUCUUCUGAAAAAAAAAACAAAAACAAA
Molecule: messenger RNA, 2330 nt
Organism: Engraulis encrasicolus (European anchovy)
Lineage: Eukaryota; Metazoa; Chordata; Actinopteri; Clupeiformes; Engraulidae
Gene: rab42b
Product: RAB42, member RAS oncogene family
Exons: 4
Coding region: 548-1207 (219 amino acids)
Biological process (GO): vesicle-mediated transport
Cellular component (GO): Golgi apparatus
Molecular function (GO): GTPase activity; GTP binding
Source: RefSeq, a predicted model, not a curated record